Molecule: messenger RNA, 1044 nt
Organism: Bipolaris oryzae ATCC 44560
Lineage: Eukaryota; Fungi; Ascomycota; Dothideomycetes; Pleosporales; Pleosporaceae
Exons: 1
Source: RefSeq, a predicted model, not a curated record
AAUCUUGAUCAAGCAAGGCAUUGGUUGAACGACUGCCUUCGCAACCAUGACCACGGUUCGAGUAGAGCUGCUACCCAUCCGUCUAGGCUUUUGGCAGUAGGUACUGCAGAUGGGUCGGAGCAGAUCAGAAUUGUGGACAACUUGGAUUCUAAUGCAAGGUAUCUAGCAGUCAGCUAUCGUUGGGGCGGCAUGAACAGCUUGCUUGCUACUGCCAAGAUGUCUGAGCUAUUCCGCACGUCGAUCGCUUGGGAUAAACUCCCCAGAACGUUCCAAGACGCUAUACAGAUCGCACGUGAGUUACGCAUCGGCUAUGUUUGGAUUGACUCUCUGUGCAUCACCCAAGACGACCCAGACGACUGGGAGAUUGAGUCUGCUAAGAUGGCAGAUAUCUAUAAUGGCGCUUUAUUAACUAUCAUGGCCGCCUCUGCGUCAGACAGCCAGGGCGGGUUCUUUCGAGAUCGUGCCACAGUCAAGGAGAUAGUAGCUUUACCAUACACUGAUACAAGUUGGUCCACGAAGUUUAGUGUUUUUGCUGGAAGAAACCUCGCAGGCUAUGAGGAUAUCGUAGUCAGUGGUCCACUGUUUGGUCGUGGCUGGGUCUUUCAAGAGCGACUGAUGUCAAAGAGGAAGUUAAUAUUCGGCCAAGACGAGACCUAUUGGGAGUGCAACAGCUUAAUCCAAUCUGAGUCGAGUAUUCGACGUCGGGACAAGUUUGCAAAUAUGAACAGGCAGGACAAUGAUGCUUUCCGGACCUUUUCUGAUCUCUCCUACAAACCAGAUGAAACUUGGGGCAAAACAUCGCCGACAAACUUGUGGCACAAUGUAGUCGUGGAGUAUUCCCGAUGCUCCUUGAUCUACGAAACAGACAGGCUUCCUGCCCUCAGCGGACUUGCAAGGACUUUUGCACAACGAUUCGGCGGCACCUAUGUAGCAGGAUUUUGGCUAGACCAGAUACCUCAAUCAAUGUCAUGGUACAAACCCUCUCACAUGUCGAAAAAAAGCUGUAACCAAGUUUACUGCGCCCCAUCAUGGUCCUGGGCAUCA